CGGCAGUGGUGCUGGGAGUCUCAUGUUCGCAGUGCCGUUACUCGCAGUCGGGCGGCGGCUGAGGCUCAGCGCACAGCGCAGGUAGCGCCUUAGCAGCAGCAACAGCGGAGGCACCUCGGCGGUCACAGCCCCUGCGCUGGUGUAGCCACCCUCGCCUGCUCCGCUCUUCCUUCCUUCGCUCGCACCAUGGCUGAUCAGCUGACUGAAGAACAGAUUGCUGAAUUCAAGGAAGCUUUCUCCCUGUUUGACAAAGAUGGUGAUGGCACCAUCACAACAAAGGAACUUGGGACUGUCAUGAGGUCACUGGGUCAGAACCCAACAGAAGCUGAAUUGCAGGACAUGAUCAACGAAGUGGAUGCUGAUGGGAAUGGCACCAUUGACUUCCCAGAGUUCUUGACCAUGAUGGCUAGAAAAAUGAAAGAUACAGAUAGCGAAGAAGAAAUCCGUGAGGCAUUCCGAGUCUUUGACAAGGAUGGAAAUGGUUACAUCAGCGCAGCAGAAUUGCGCCAUGUCAUGACAAACUUAGGAGAGAAGCUAACGGAUGAAGAAGUAGAUGAGAUGAUCAGAGAAGCAGAUAUCGAUGGAGAUGGACAAGUCAACUAUGAAGAAUUCGUACAGAUGAUGACUGCAAAAUGAAGACCCACUUUCAACUACUUUUCCCUCUAGAAGAAUCAAAUUGAAAUCUUUUACUUACCUCUUACAAAAAAAAAAAAAGAAAAAAGUUCAUUUAUUCAUUCUGUUUCUAUCUAGCAAAACUGAAUGUCAAACGUACCUUCUGUCCACACACAAAAUCUGCAUGUAUUGGUUGGUGGUCCUGUCCCCUAAAGAUCAAGCCCCCACAUCAGUUUUACAGUGUAAUACUCGUACUACCUUAUAAGGAAGCACUUAGUGGACUCCUUAAAGUUCCAUUUGCUAAUGAUUAAUACACUGUUUGGGCUGGCCAGUUUCUCAUGCAUGCAGCUUGACGAUUGAGCACAGUCAGGCCUUUGUAUUAAAACUGAAAAAUGGAAAAAACAAAUUCAAAAUCUCAGAUGGGUUCUACAAUUUGUUCAGAUCAAUUGUCAGUAGCCAGUUUGCUGCAAACAAACAUUUAAAAUUGGUUUACCUCAGGAUGAUGUACAGAAAAUGGGUGAAGCUGAACUUUGAGACACAGCCCCAGAAGUAGGAUGGCCCUCUUGUCCUUCAAGUGCUCCAACCACAUGGUGACAAUGACAGCUGGUGGCGUGCCUGAGUGAUGGUUUAGUGCUGUGUGUGUUGUGUUAGAGUGAAGUAAACAUCAAGGCUGUCACCAAAUCACACAAAUUUUUAAUAAGAAAUGUUUACCAAGGGAGCAUCUUUGGACUCUCUGUUUUAAGACCUUGUGAACCAUGACCCGGAGCCAGCAGAGUAGGCUGUGGCUGUGGACUUGAGCACAACCAUCAACAUUGCUGUUCAGGAAAUUAGAAUUUACGUCCAUUCCAAGUUGUAAAUGCUAGUCUUUUUUUUUUUU
Microtus oregoni (creeping vole) is the source of this 1489-nucleotide messenger RNA. RefSeq names its product calmodulin-1. NCBI's taxonomy places the organism in Eukaryota, Metazoa, Chordata, Mammalia, Rodentia, Cricetidae. The coding region runs from base 187 to 636 and encodes 149 amino acids. The record is from RefSeq and is a predicted model, not a curated record. Gene Ontology annotation, molecular function: calcium ion binding. The transcript has a single exon.